Messenger RNA from Hyphopichia burtonii NRRL Y-1933, 2094 nucleotides. Its product is annotated as tRNA (cytosine-5-)-methyltransferase. Gene Ontology annotation, biological process: tRNA methylation. Gene Ontology annotation, molecular function: tRNA (cytidine-N5)-methyltransferase activity; tRNA binding. The transcript has a single exon. The record is from RefSeq and is a predicted model, not a curated record. Gene Ontology annotation, cellular component: cytoplasm; nucleus. NCBI's taxonomy places the organism in Eukaryota, Fungi, Ascomycota, Pichiomycetes, Serinales, Debaryomycetaceae. Bases 1 to 2094 code for a protein of 697 amino acids.
AUGGGUAAGAGAAACGCCAGAAGAAACGGGAAGAACUUUGGGAAACGUGCCAACGACUCUGGACAAAAGGAUUCCCGAGACGGAUGGAGCGAGUUAGUUCGUGAGAAUGAAAAAUGGGAAAAGUACUAUAAAGCUUUGGGGAUUAUUCCAGAAAACGAAUGGGAUGAUUUCAAGAAGCACUGCCAAACCGACUUGCCAUUGACCUUUAGAAUCACCGGGUCCAGAAGCCACGCUGAUGAAAUUAAGGAAAACUUCAAGCAAAACCAUGUAUCAAACAUGGCCAAGAUUGAAAUAGAAGGAAUAAACAUUGCACCUAAGAAUAUUGCUUAUUACCCUAACAAUUUGGGAUGGCAGAUCGAUGUGCCAAAGAAAUUGGUUCGUAAGAAUGUUGAGUUUGCUAAGACCCAAAGAUUUUUGGUGAUGGAAACUGAAGUUGGUAAUAUUUCAAGACAAGAAGCUGUUUCAAUGAUUCCACCAUUAUUGAUGGAUGUCAAACCACACCAUCAUGUUUUGGACAUGUGUGCAGCCCCUGGUUCCAAGACUGCUCAAUUGGUUGAAGCAUUACAUGCUAACGACGAACAAGAGUUGGCCAGUGGGUUUGUUAUGGCCAAUGAUAGUGAUUACAAGAGAUCUCACAUGUUGGUUCACCAAGUUAAAAGAUUGAACUCACCAAAUUUUGUUGUUGUUAACCACGAUGCUUCCAUGUUCCCAAGAUUGAAAUUAAAUGGAGCCACUGAUUUUUUGAAAUUUGAUAGAAUUUUAUGUGAUGUGCCUUGUUCAGGUGAUGCCACCAUGAGAAAGAAUGUUAAUGUUUGGAAAGAUUUUACUUUUGGUAAUGGGUUAGGUUUACAUCCUUUACAAGUCAAAAUUUUGAAUAGAGGUAUUCAAUUAUUGAAAAAAGGUGGUAGAUUAGUUUACUCAACUUGUUCAAUGAAUCCAAUUGAGAAUGAAGCCGUUGUUGCUGCUGCUUUACGUAAAUGGGGGGAUCAAAUUAAAUUGGUUAACUGUGAUGAUCAAUUACCGGGUUUGGUUAGACGCAAAGGUAUCAGUGAAUGGACUGUUUAUGGUAAAGACUUCAAACCAAGAACCAAAGAAGACGAUGACGUCGCCGAUACUGUUUUCCCACCUAAUGAAGAAGAAGCUAAAACUUUCGGUUUAGAAAAUUGUGUUAGAGUGUAUCCCCACUUACAAAACACUGGUGGGUUUUUCAUUACUGUUUUUGAAAAAAUUGACACUGAAGCAGAAGCUAAAGGUAAAAGAGUUAGUGAAGAAGAAGAUAAAGCAGCUAAAAAAGCAAAAAUCGAAACUGCUAACUCCAUUAGUUCUAAAAAUGUUGCCGCUACUGCCUCAAGUACCUCAGAGGGUAAAAAGGAAAGAUUACCAAGAGAUUCUAAUGAAGAGCCUUUUGUAUUUUUGCCUCCUGAUCAUCCUCAACUUCAAAAAUGUUUUGAUUUUUAUGAUUUCAAUGAUAAAUUUCCAAAAGAGUGUACUUUAGUUAGAAAUGCUCAAGGUGAACCAAAUAGAACUAUUUACUACGUUUCACCAAUUGUUCGUGCUAUAUUAACUAUGGAUGAACAAAAAUUAAAAUUAAUUCAUGCUGGUAUUAAAGCUUUCACUACUCAAAGAAACGAUAAUGGUCAUUGUCCAUGGAGAGUUCAAAGUGAAGCUUUAAAUACUUUGAAAAAAUUCAUUGGUUCUAAUAGACAAUUAAGUUGUAAUUUAGAAUUAUUUAAAUUAUUAUUAACUGAUGCAUUCCCUAAAAUUGAAGAUGUGAAAAACAAACAAAUUGAUAUCCCAUUUUCAGAAAAAUUAUCCACUUUAUCUGAUGGUUGUGUGUUUUUAUCCGUCAAGAGAGAAGAAGGUAAAGAAGAUUUAUUUUUACCUUUAUGGAAAGGUAUUUCAAACUUAAACUUGAUGGUUAAUAAAAAAGAUUCUCAAGAACUUUUAUACAGAGUUUUCGAUAUAGAAACCUCCUCGAAAGAUGAAGGUAAAGAAGCUGCUUAUCAAAGAAAGGUUCUUGCUGAACAAGAAGCUCGUAAAUCUGCUUCUGCCACCGUUUCUGCUUCUGAAUCUGCUGAACCAGAAAAUAAUUAA